AUGUCUAACAUCUUGGAGAGCAUUCUGAGCAAUCUAUUACAGCCGGACAAUGCCGUCAUCCAGCAGGCUACAGCACAGCUGAAAGAAGCUGUCAAGGACCCAUUGAUUAUACCAGCAUUAUGUGAUGUCAUACGAGGAGCUCAGGACCCACAGAUACGCCAGUUUGCUGCAGUUUUAUUACGCAGACGACUAAGUAAACGGUGGAAGGUUAUGCCUGUAGAGCAGCAACAGAGUGUGAAGCCCCUGCUGUUAGAAGCCAUUCAAAGAGAACCCGAGCACAAGGUCCGCCAUGCUCUUGCACAGCUGUGUGCAGUGGUCCUUAGGAAUGAAAAGUUGGAGCUCUGGCCAGAAUUCAUCCAGUUUGUGCUACAGGCAUCUCACAGUAACAUCCCAGAGCAGAGACAGGUUGGACUCUUGGUUCUCCGCUGUGCUCUUGAUCUCAGUGCUGAAAUUUUCCAUCCUCACUUCUCAGAUUUGAUUAAACUUUUUAAUCGAACCUUGUGUGAUCUUCAGAAUGGACCAUCGCUCUUUUACACUGUGCAGUCUCUUACCAGCAUCGUGCCUGAGUUUGUUGGUAAUGAAACAAACCAGCUGAGGCCUUUGAUUCCUAAAUUAGUAACCGCUAUCAAGCAGUUGAUACAAAUCAACGAGGUUCAAGCUUGUGAAGCAAUGGAAGUCUUUGAUGAACUGAUGGAAAGUGAAGUGUCUGUUAUUGUUCAUUGCUUAGCAGAGGUCAUUCACUUCUGUCUUGAGAUCGCUGUGAACAAGUCUCUUUCUGAUGAUCUCCGUGUAAAGGCACUUUACUGCAUCCGCUUCCUCAUUAAACUCAAAAGCAAGACCAUCUUGAAGCAGAAGUUGCUGCCUCAGAUUCUCAAUGCAGCAUGCAGUGUUCCCCAUCAUGUGUGCUGAGCCUCCUCCUGGGCAAUUAGACCCUGAAGACCAGGAAGAUGAGGAUGAGUUAUUGGAAGAUCAGGCUGAGGUGCAGUUACCAAACACUAUUGCAGUCCAGGUCAUUGAUAUCCUGGCCCUUCAUCUGCCUCCGAGAAAUUGUUUUCUCAAACUGACCCCACUCAUGGAGCCUUGUCUCCUUAGCAAAAAUCCUUAUGAGCGGAAAGCUGGGCUAAUGUGUCUUGCCGUUCUCAGUGAGGGUUUUGUGCGGAUCACAUUCGGAACAAGAACCUUUUUUUUCAGUCUAUGUUGCAAUUUGGUUUGUUUUUUUUUAUCUUUCAGUUGAUUUGCCAUGUUCAUUGUUCUUUUUUCCAAGGAGAAUUUUUUAUUUUCUUGCGACUGGUUUCUGAACAUUUCUUACUAGGUAAAGUGCAUAGUUCCUGGAGUAUUUGUCACGUGUGGAUCCUUCUCAUACGUCUCACCUCACCAAGGCUUAUUUCGCCCUUGAGAACUUCGUGGAGAACCUUGGAAGUAGGAUUGAACCAUACCUUCCCACUCUCAUGGAGCGAAUAUUGGGGUGUAUGAGCAACUCCAGUAGCCCCAAGUUAAAAGAAUUAUCAAUAAGUGCUCUAGGAGCUAUUGCCAGUGGUGCAGAAGAAUUGCUAAGGCCAUAUUUCUCACCUGUAAUGGAAGUACUGAAAGUCCAUUUAAUGCAGACAGGAGAAGAGGGGAGACCUGUACAGCUUCAAUGUUUGGAAACCCUUGCUGUCCUGGUCUACUCACUGGGGAAGGAAUCUUUCUUACCUUUGGCUGAAGAUUGUUGUCUCCUAGGACUCAAUUUGUGUGACAGAAUUGAUGAUCCAAGUACGAGAAGUUGUGCCUACCACUUGUUUGGAGCUAUCUCAGAAGUUAUGGAAGAUAAUAUUUCUCAUCACCUUGAGAAAAUGACAACCAUGAUGAUCCUGUCCCUAAAAUCAAGAGAAGGAAUAGUGCUGCAUUACAAUGAGAAUCACUCAUUCAUGUUGUUUGAUGACGAGGCUGAUGAAGAAGAUGCUAUAAUUCAAGACGAAGAGGAAGAAGAAGAUCCUGAUGUUGAGGGGUUCAGUGUAGAAAAUGCUUAUGUGGAUGAGAAGGAAGAGGCAUGCAGCUCGCUUGGUGUGAUUGCACUAAAUGCCAGCUCUUCAUUUUUCCCUUAUCUUGACUCAUGCUUCCAGGAAGUAUUUAAACAUAUAGAGUCCCCGCAUUCUAGCGUCCGUAAGGCAGCUUAUGAGGCUUUGGGAAAAUUUGCACGUUCCAUGAAUCUGGUGUGCCAGAAGAACCCUAAUGAAUCCAAUGCUGCAGCGCUGCUUCUUCUCUUGGAUGUUCUCAUCCCUGCCUGUCUGCACGGGGCAGUACAUGAUAAAGAGCGUGAAGUGGUAAUGAUUGUUCUAGAGUCUUUGAACAAUUUACUAAAAGAUGUGAAGGACCCAUGUGUGAGAGGACCCGAACAGCUGGAGAAACUGUGUGCUGUCAUCAAGGCAGUUCUACAGAGCAAGACAGCAUGUCAGGAUCCAGAAGGUGAAGAUGAAGAUGACAAGCAGCAGGCAGAACUGGAUGCCAUGCUGGUGGAAUGUGCAGGAGAUGGGAUUCCAUUGAUUGCUGCUGCAGUUGGAGGUGCCACAUUUGCUCCAUAUUUUGCUGGUUUUCUUCCAUUACUGCUUAGUAAAAUGAAGCCAAGCUGUUCACCUGCAGAGAAGUCAUUUGGAGGAGGUAUUCUGGCGGAAUCGGUAGUAAGUUUGAGUGAGGCAGUUGUACAGUUUGUGCCCCAGUUACUUCCUGCACUUGUUUCUGGAGCGCAGGACAAAGAUGAUGAAGUUCGCAGUAAUUCUGUGUUUGGACUCGGGGUUCUGGCAGAGCAUGGAGGUGCCUCAAUGCACAAACAUUACCCUAAGUUGCUUUCAGUAUUAUCAUCUAUAAUCGGCUGCGAGGAGAAUGGUCGAGCUCUGGACAAUGUGUGUGGGGCAGUGAGUCGGAUGGUGUUGAGUCAUCCUGGAGGAGUGCCACUGGAGCAGGUAUUUCCUGUGUUACUCCGUUCUCUACCUCUUAAAGAAGAUUUUGAGGAGAACAGUACUGUGUUUAAAUGCAUUGCUUUCCUGUAUGAGAAAAACCCAACUCAGGUUGUCAAACACAUCAGUGACAUUGCAAGAAUAUUCGGUCAUGUUUUGGGGACAAAGGAAAUCCAACCAGACACAGAAAUAGCUCUAGUUAUGAUUUUGAGAAACAUGGCACAGCACUUCCCGCAGGAGUUGCAGAACGCAUUAGAGUCCCUGCCAGCUGAGGCAUCAUCAAAACUUCGCUCCACUCUUGGCUUGGCAUGA
Molecule: messenger RNA, 3245 nt
Organism: Staurois parvus
Lineage: Eukaryota; Metazoa; Chordata; Amphibia; Anura; Ranidae
Source: the annotation of a GenBank genome assembly